Molecule: messenger RNA, 1561 nt
Organism: Metopolophium dirhodum (rose-grain aphid)
Lineage: Eukaryota; Metazoa; Arthropoda; Insecta; Hemiptera; Aphididae
Product: quinone oxidoreductase-like protein 2 homolog
Exons: 6
Coding region: 183-1262 (359 amino acids)
Cellular component (GO): mitochondrion
Molecular function (GO): oxidoreductase activity
Source: RefSeq, a predicted model, not a curated record
ACAGUAUAAUUGUUUAAUAAAAUAAAUAUCUAGUAAAUAGUAAAUACCUAUUGCAAUAAACUGUAUCUGUGUUCUAUAUGAAUAUUUAUUUUUAUAAUAUAAAUAUUAAAUAAAGAACUUAAGUUUUUGCAUUAACAUCACCAGUAACAACUAACAGUAACAACUAACAAUCAAACUAUACAAUGAAAUAUAUUACUCGUAAUAUUUAUAAACUUCAUGUAAAUCACGAAAUACGAAAUGUUCGUUCUAAAUUCACUAAAGCAGCUGUUCUAAAAACUGUUAAAGAACCAUUGGUUCUUGAAGAUUUUAAAAUAGCGGAUAAACUCAAAGAAGGCCAACUCAGGAUUGCUGUAAAGUAUUGUGCUGUGAACAUGUCUGAUGCUUUAAUUUGCUCUGGGUUAUCUGAAAUCAAACCAUUAUUACCAUAUGUUCCCGGUUUUGAAAUUGUUGGCGAAGUAAUAGAAUCUAAAGCUACAAAUGCUGACGAUGAAGAAGAAGAUAUAUCAGUAGGUGAUCGAGUGUUGGUUUUAAACAAAGAAAUCAUGGGUGGAUUUGCUGAAGAAUGUAUUGUUGAUGAAAAAGAUAUUUUUGGAAUACCAUCAGAAUUGUCUUAUGAAACUGCUGUGUCGAUUGGAGACAGCUAUGCAACGGCGUUAAUAGGAUUAGCUCGUCGUGCAAACCUAAAAAAAGAUAAUACCAUUUUAGUAACAGCAGCUGCUGGUGGUUUAGGUUUAGCUGCAGUCGAUAUAGCUGCCAAUAUGUGUAAAGCUAAGGUUAUUGGAGCUUGUCGUUUGGAAAAAAAUACAUCUAUUGUAAGAGAUAAAGGAGCUUUUAUUUCAUUCGAAAUUAAAAGUCCUGAGUCCUUGUGCAAAAGAGUAUUAAAAGAAACUGAUGGCAAAGGAGUGGAUGUGGUGUUUGAUGCGGUUGGUGGAGAAAUUUUUCCAUCAGCAUUAGAUUGUGUUGGCCAUGAAGGUAAAGUAAUAGUCGCAGGUUUUGCAUCAUUACAACUACCACAGUUAAAUAUUAAUGAACUUCUACGUCGGCCUUCAUUUAGUUUAAUUGGUGUAUCAUUAAAUAAUUAUCGUACACAUUCUGUAAGGAUAUACAGGCAAUCUGUCAAAGAUGUAUUAACCAUGUGUAAAAUGGGUGUGAUUACUCCAAAUAUAUCAGAAACAUUAAAACUUGAUCAAGUAAAUGAAGCAUUAGAACAUUUUUCAACUGAUAAAAGCAGUGGUAAAAUUCUAUUAAAAAUUGCUGAUUAAUUGGUAAGAAUAUAGGAUUUAAAGUUAAGUAGAAUUUUGUGUUAAAAAUACUUGAAGAUUUGUUAUAAGGCAUAUUUUAAUUUGUAAUUAUUAUCUAUACAAAUACAUGCAUUUUUUUUUUCGGUUGUCAAAUACACUGAUUGGUAUGAUAUUGAUAAUUGAUACAACAUUUUAUAUGAAUUAACAUUUGGAGAGAGUGAAUGGAAGUUAUUAGAAUGUUGUAUUGACCCUUGUUCUAAUGUAUUAAUAUGACCUAUAACCUACUGAAGUAGGAAGUGAAAGUAAAGAUUAAUUUUUAA